This is a messenger RNA of Chenopodium quinoa (quinoa), 2057 nucleotides long. Its product is annotated as sialyltransferase-like protein 2. The record is from RefSeq and is a predicted model, not a curated record. The transcript has 13 exons. Bases 160 to 1593 code for a protein of 477 amino acids. NCBI's taxonomy places the organism in Eukaryota, Viridiplantae, Streptophyta, Magnoliopsida, Caryophyllales, Amaranthaceae. Gene Ontology annotation, molecular function: sialyltransferase activity.
AAUUCCAUUUGCGUACCAGCGAAACAAGAAAGCCGAAGACUGGCCGAUCUACCAUCGACAAGCGCUCACUUCCUCGCUCACUCUACUCACUCAAAUUCCAGAAAAUCAUCAAUCAAUUUUCAAACAAACAAUUUCAUCGAAAAUUUUCAAGUUAAUUUAAUGAUGAGGGUUCUGCCCUUUGGGUUACUGCUAGUUUUAGCUUCUGGGUUGUCAAUCAUUCUCAUUUACAUCAAUGGAAUCUCCAAUAUUGAUUCAAAAUCACGGCUUUCUGAUAAGGAUUUGGAGGCAUUACUUGCUCUUCAGAAUAGUUUUCAACAGUGUGUGGGUAGGGGUGAGCACAACAGGACCCUGUUGAAAUUCCGGGAACUGGAACCGAACCUGUUGCAACAGUUGGUGGAAACUGGAACCGGAACCUACAGGUUCCGGUUCCAAUUCAGGAGUGCAAAUGGCUUGGGUUUGAGAGCUGUAUUUGAAAAACAUAGUUGCAAAGUUACAAUGAAAUUUCCUGAUGAAACUGUCUCCAAAUGGAAUGACCCUAAAACAGGAGAGGCUGAAGGCUUGUCUCAUGAAUUCAAUCUUUGUGAAGCUGUGGCAACCUGGGAACAGGUUAGAAAUAGUACAACAGUCUUGACAAAAGAGUACAUCGAUGCUCUGCCUAAUGGCUGGGAGGAUUAUGCAUGGAAAAGGAUCAACAAGGGAAUCCAGCUAAAUAAUUGUCGAAACAAGGCCCUUUGCAUGGAGAAACUCUCUCUGGUUCUUCCUCUUACACCUCCUUAUUAUCCGAAGCAGUUCCACCGUUGUGCUGUGGUAGGGAAUUCUGCAGAUCUUCUGAAAACCAAGUUUGGCCAAGAGAUAGACUCUUUUGAUGCUGUUUUCCGACAGAAUGGUGCACCUAUUCAGAAUUAUUCUGAAUAUGUAGGCUCAAAGAGUACAUUCCGUCUUCUGAAUAGAGGGUCUGCCAAAGCUCUAGAUAAAGUUGCUGAGCUGUAUGAUGCUGGAAAGGAGGCCUUGAUAGUUAAAACAACUAUUCAUGACAUAAUGAGCAAAAUGAUCCGGGAAAUUCCUAUUCUCAAUCCUGUAUAUCUCAUGUUAGGUACAUCCUUUGGCUCAUCUGCUAAAGGAACGGGACUUAAAGCAUUGGAGUUUGCACUUUCUAUAUGUGACACAGUGGAUAUCUAUGGCUUUACUGUUGAUCCGGGUUACGAAGAAUGGACUAGGUAUUUUUCUGAAUCCCGUGGAGGUCAUACUCCUUUACAUGGUCGAGCAUACUACCAGAUGAUGGAGUGCUUGGGUCUGAUCAAAAUUCAUUCUCCCAUGCGUGCUGACCCAAAUCGUGCUGUGAAGUCGCUUCCCAGCCGCCGCAUUAUUGCUGCUGCAAGGAUUGCAUCUGAGAAGAUAUUGGCGAGAGUUGGAGCUGGCUCGACCGAUCCACUAAGCCAAUGUUCCAUGAUAAAGAAGCAGCAAUUUGAUCGGAAGCCUAAAACAACCCUCCGGAAGGCAGCUCUUGAGCACCAAAAAUAUGUCAAAGGGGCAACAAUGUAUCCUGUGGAGCAUAAUCCUGGCCAUGGCUUGCUUUGCACAGUACCCCAGUAAUUAGUUUUGUUCUGACCAUGUUUUGAACAGACAAGACAGUAAUUCUGUUUAAAACCAAAAAAAAAAAAAAAAAAAAAAAAAAAAAAAAAAAAAAAAAAAAAAAAAAAAAAAAACUAACCUGGUGGAUUUAUGGGCAAUUGAGUUUUUUGGACCACUAUUUUUAUAACCUGGUGAGGUAUAAGGGACCACAUUUUUUGUCAUUGAUUUCUCUGUACUUAAGCUGUAAUACUGUAAUUGUUUUUAAUACAUAGAAACAAUGCGUGGCCUGGACAAUGCUUUAGGUUUUUACUUAGAACAAUUGUUGGAUAGACAUUCAUUUUUUUUUUUCCAAUCUAUUUACUUGUAGCUUUUCAUUUUACCUAUGAAUAUAUUUAUAUAUUAGCUUAGCUUGUGAAUUGUACGAAUUUAAAUAAUUAUCCUCGUCUUUUUGGAGGUUGUCUAUUUAUGGAGAAUAUAUACGUUCA